CCCACGUUACGCAACGGCCCAAGCCACACAGCCGCAAAACAACACGGCCAAGGACCCGUCAGCCCCCGCCAAGAACAACAGAAAAAGCGCGCCUCGUGGCCGAAAGCCCCCGAGAAGUCGUGGGCCAGCCGGCCGCCGCCGUCGUCGCGCAACGCGGCUUUCGAAAGCCCCCGUCCCACACUGACGCGUACCGCGCCGAACUCUCGCCUCACAAUCUCCUCCUUGUGGGCAUCGCGAUAAAAAACCCGAGGCCUCCAUGGUCUCGGCUCUGCAGGAGCUGUGGGCCCUGUGGCCGCCUUUCAGUGCUCCAGGAGUACGCGUACGCAUAGAUCGAAUACGCAGUCGUCGCAGCAUUAAAAUUAUUGUCAGCUAGCGUCGCGCACGGCAAACCGAGCUCUCGUGGCCCUCAAAGAGCUCCAAAGCAGUCAGUGCAUGAGAGCCGCGCUCCUGUUGCGCGUCGUACUGGCAAAAAUGGCGCACGAGCAACCCUUCAUGGCGGCCACGCCGCCGCCAGGCCCGCUGGACUACAGCCACUCGCACCCGUGCGUGAGAUGGUUCCGCUCGACGACGUUACCGCUGCGCGUGCCCCUCGCAUUACUGAAGGGCAAGUGGCGGGCGCGGGUGUGCGGCGCAAAAAGGCCGACGUGGAAUCCGCGCUUCGAGGCCUAUGUCACGGCCCUGCGGUCGGCCACGAAGAACGCCCCCAGAGACGUGGGCCUGCUGCGGGCGGCGACCUCCGUGAGCGUCCCCGGCCCCUUAUUACCGGCCGGAGUCCUGCGCUGCACGGAGCGAUUGACGCGGCCGGACGGCUCCGAGCUGGCCGUCGAGUUCGUCUGGCCGCGCGCGGCGACGCCGAUGGCGGAGCUGUCUAGAAAGUGGAGCACGACGUCGGCGCAGACGACGCCCGACGUCGUCCGGACGACCGAGUUCCGCGAGCUGCUGCGGACCGCGCCGGCGCUCGUGCUCGUCCACGGCGGCGCGCACUGCCUCUGCGGCCGGGGCACGCACCGCGAUUUAGCCUUCAGACUCGCGCUCGCGACCGGCGGCGUGAUCGCCAGUGCAUAAAACAAAUGUCGCGCCCACAGCUGAAUCACGACCUCCACGCCAUCGACGCGACGCCUGCUCGACGGCUAGUCCGACAUCACUGGUUGAUUUGCGCACAGGUGAUCGUGAUGCCCGACUUCCGGCGCCCGCCGGACGCGAGCAGUGCGGACGCUCUGGACGACGUUCGCGCGGCCUACGAGCGCGUCCUGGAGCUGGGCGCGUCGCGAGCGUGCGUCGGCGGCGAUUCCGCCGGCGGCGGGCUCGCGCUGGCCUUCGCGAUCAAGAUUCGCGACGCCGGCGCGACGCCGGACGGGCGCGACGGCGCCUGGCGCCUGGCGCCGCCGGCCGGGUGCCUCGCCAUCAGUCCGUGGGUCGACCUCGGCGAAGAGCGUACUGGAGGCUCGCGGCUCUCGAACGAGCGGUGGGACUUCCUACCCGGAGACAUGAUCGACCUGCUCGCGCGCGAGACGGUCGAGGCGUCGGGGUCUGAUGCGUCGCACUCGCCAGUCAAGUUCGACCUCCACUCCUUGCCUCCCACAUUAAUCCAGACGGGCCAGUGCGAGGUUUUGCAUGAUCAACAGGUGAGACUCUGUGCGGAAAUCAAAAUUUCACGGCGCGAUUGUCCUGAAUCGUCGCGUCGAUCUCCACGCCAUCGACGCGACGCCUGCUCGAUGGCGUGGCGGUGUCGGUUCCUCACCGCUCGACGGAAGUGCACCCAACACACUGGUUGAUUUCCACACAGGUGAGACUGGCCCGAGCGGCGGCGGCGGCGGGUACGCCGACGACCUUGACCGUGUUCAGAGAUAUGCCGCACGUCUCGCCGAUCUUCUCUUUCUGCCACGAGACGCCGCGGACGGCGCUGCGCCAGGCCGGCGCCUUCGUGCGCGCGUGCUUGGGCACGCAGCGCCGGCGCGGCGUGCUGGUGGACGUCGUCUCGGCGCGCGGCCUGCGGCGCGGCCUCUUCGCCAAGGCGCCGCGCGUGGGCGUCGCGCUGCUCACGGGCGACGGCGGCCGCGGCGAGUUUGUGUGGACGGACCGGGCCGUCGCCGGCGAGAUGGAGACCUACGCCUUCGGGCGGCGCGGCACGCGGGGCAACGUCGUCGUGGCGCUCGAGGACGGCGAGCAGGCGCGCCUGCUCGUCGUCGUCGAGCGGCGCGGCGUCGUCGCGGAGACCAUCGUCGACGUCGUGGAAGGCGAUGUCACGAAGGCCGAGUACGCGCUCGACGGCGCCCAGCCGGUCAUCCUGGCGGCGAGCGUGAGCUACGUCGACGACGAGUCCUUCGUGCUUCCGUCGGGCGUGGCGACGGAGCCGGCCGACGCGCUGCCGCCGCACGAGGCCCACCCGCUACCGGCCCAUCGAACGCCGUUUCCGAAGCCCCUAAUGUGAUGUUAAGUCGAUGUAUACAAAACUUACAUAGCGCGUGUCUAGCUACAGCUGGUCACGUGUCUAUGUGUCGGCGUUUUCUGUGAAUUUGGUGUGAAUUGCGGGGGUCGUAUGUACAAAACCUCUUUCGAAUUGGCCGGGCGCCGCGCCCGGCGGGUGAGAUGAAUUG
This is a messenger RNA of Pelagomonas calceolata, 2597 nucleotides long. Lineage: Eukaryota; Pelagophyceae; Pelagomonadales; Pelagomonadaceae. The record is from the annotation of a GenBank genome assembly.